UAAAGAUGGGGAGCGCACUGGUUCAUGUUUUCACUCAACAAGUUGAGUUGGUGCAUAGCAUUAGGUACUGCAGACUACGAGGUGAAGCAGGAAAUCCCGCGGGGUCAAGCCUUUUCAGGCCUGGCCUAAACACCUCCGAGAAGGCUCAGAGCGGCGAGGAGUCCUCCGGUCCCCGGCACUAGCUACUCCCCGGAAAUCAGCGGCGCGACUUCGGAUGCCGGGCUGCCGCUGCGCAUGCUCACGAGCCAAGCUUCCGGACUACGACUCUCGGGGUGCACUGCGAUAUUACUGACGGAUAGAUUAGCCAAUAAACACUGAAGUCUGUUCCUAAAACUCCAAUCCCUUGGGGUGGAGGCGGGCCCACCGGCGGUGGUUUCUUGGAGCCAGUGGGCGUCUCCGCGGCCAGCGGCUUCGGCCCCGCCCCCGGCCCAGCUCCUGGGUUAGGGUCCUGGGUCCCCAGAGAGGUGAGUUGGCUGGAAGUGGGCCUGCUGCACUAAGCCGCUGGGGACCGUGUCGCAGGCGUCUGCUAGAGCUCGGAACCUGCCGCGCCACGGAACCAAGCGCCCGAUUGCCACCGCUGUGCCAGGCCGGGGGCCGGCUGGGCCUGCGGGCCCCGCUGCACCGCGCACUCGCGACCCCCAGCCCGCGCUGGCUGGGUUGUGUAUUCCACCGAGAUGCCCGAGGUCGAUGUCAGCCAGGAUCCGGGAGAGUUAGUGCAAGCUACCUGUAAGACGGCUUGAACUUUUCCUGGGGAUUCCUCUGCCAGCCCGUUAGAUCGUACUGCUCUUGUCUUGUGAAAUCGCGUGUGCUAAUUACCGAAAUAAAUGAAAUAUUUUCCCCAGUUCACUGUUAGAAUAUUAAGUCUUUACUCUUUUGCAAGACAGUUUUUUUUUUUUUUUUAAUCUGACCGAAAAACAAACUCCUCCUACACCCACGGAUUGUUGUCCGAGUUUGGGGGAGGGGCGUAAAGACUCGCAAAUGAGAAGGCCGUGUCUCUGUAUCCAUCCUAACAUCCCCAGACGAGCUUCGUUUCGCCGCCUUUCUAGCAUUCACAGAAAAUUCUCCAAGGUCAUGAUCCCGAAGGCUUGACCAGUUUCCAAAAAGGGAGAAAUUGUUUCCAGAGACCCCAAGAUGGCAGCAAAAAUGGAGAUAACUUUGAGCUCCCACGAUCAGGCUUCCUCCAAACAAGAGAGACACAUAAUAACAAAGCUAGAAGAGAAACGGGAGCCCGCUCUACCAAAAAACUGCCCGGAUCCUGAACUCUCCCGCCAGAGCUUCAGACAGUUUUGUUAUCAAGAGGUAUCUGGACCCCAAGAGGCGCUCUCCCAGCUGCGGCUGCUCUGCCGCCAGUGGCUGCAGCCCGAGCUGCACACCAAGGAGCAGAUUUUGGAGCUCCUGGUGAUGGAGCAGUUCCUGAUCAUCCUGCCCCCGGAGAUCCAGGCUCGGGUCAGGCAUCAUUGUCCAAUGAGCAGCAAGGAGAUUGUGACCCUAGUGGAAGAUUUUCACAGAGCGUCCAAGAAACCAAAGCAGUGGGUGGCCGUUUGUAUGCAGGGGCAGAAGGUGCUGUUGGAGAAAACUGGAUCUCAGCUUGGAGAACAGGAACUGCCAGACUUUCAACUACAAACUCCUAGGCAAGAUCUCAGGGAGAGCUCUCUGGAGGAGUCUUCCCAGGAUGAAUCUCAAGAUCAGCUGAGCGUUCAACAUUGGGAGAAAUCCCAGCUCUUCCAGGAACCAGCCCCCAAGUUGGCUGUGACAGAGGCCCCCAGAAUAAGAAGUGACAACAAGGAAAAUCCACAACAGGAAGAGGCCAAAGGAGCAAAGCCAUGUGCAGUGCCAAGUGGCAGAGCCAAAGGGAAUGGUCUGCAGAGCCUGGAAGCAAGAGGGGCAAAGGUGUGUGACCCCCGGUUGCCACGGAGGCAGGUCAGCCCCCCAAAUGCUCAGAAGCCCUUUGCUCACUACCAGAGACAUUGCCGGGAACUGGAACACAUCAGCAGCCCCCACAAAGGCCACCCACUGAGAGGUCUGAGGAAAAGCAAAGGUGGAAGAAGAGGCCUUAGCAGUCGUUUACAGCGGCUGGGUCACCAGGGAACCCGCUCUGCCAAGAAACCUUACAAGUGUGAUGACUGUGGGAAAAGCUUCACGUGGAAUUCAGAGCUGAAACGACACAAGAGGGUACACACAGGAGAACGGCCGUAUACCUGUGGGGAGUGUGGGAACUGCUUCGGGCGGCAGUCCACCCUGAAGCUGCACCAGAGGAUCCACACUGGCGAGAAGCCAUACCAGUGUAGCCAGUGUGGGAAAAGCUUUCGCCAGAGCUCAAACCUUCAUCAGCACCACAGGCUUCACCAUGGGGACUGAAGGCAUCGAAUGCUCUGCAGUCACAGGGAAAGGCUUUAUGUUUCUCCUACUACUUGCAUGUAAAUCACAGACUGACUGGUGACUUGCAAGGAGAGCAAGCAGCCUUGGAGGGUAACGGUGCACAUGUGGCUGGUGAGGGGCCCUAUGGUAGGCUUAGCCAGGGCCCAGUAGCACAUGGUGACAGGGUACAGAGAUACCAAGUCUGGGUGUUGGAAUAAGAGGACUGCAGUCUCUGCAAGAGGUAGGAGUGACUACUAAGGGAGAAUCAGGAUGACCCAGCAGGUGGCUCCUUCCGUUACGCCAUCUCUUGCUUUAUUUAUCCUCUAAGAUAUGUUGAAGCAUAUAGAGUUAUACAUUUGCUGUCAUUUCACACAAGUUUCUGAUGUGUGCAUACUUCAGCAUUUUACCGUAACUUAAAGUCAGUAUUCAUUGGAAAACA
This is a messenger RNA of Chinchilla lanigera (long-tailed chinchilla), 2797 nucleotides long. It is a transcript of the gene Znf174, whose product is annotated as zinc finger protein 174. Lineage: Eukaryota; Metazoa; Chordata; Mammalia; Rodentia; Chinchillidae. The transcript is spliced from 3 exons. Bases 1132 to 2358 code for a protein of 408 amino acids. The record is from RefSeq and is a predicted model, not a curated record.